Strongylocentrotus purpuratus (purple sea urchin) is the source of this 2118-nucleotide messenger RNA. Its product is annotated as zinc transporter 2. Gene Ontology annotation, biological process: zinc ion transmembrane transport; response to zinc ion. The record is from RefSeq and is a predicted model, not a curated record. The transcript is spliced from 8 exons. Gene Ontology annotation, cellular component: plasma membrane. The coding region runs from base 149 to 1324 and encodes 391 amino acids. Lineage: Eukaryota; Metazoa; Echinodermata; Echinoidea; Camarodonta; Strongylocentrotidae. Gene Ontology annotation, molecular function: zinc ion transmembrane transporter activity.
UACAGACCAUACACUCACCAGAAAUAUAUACCGAAAUAUGAACAGUAUUAUAGGGCUUAGAAGCUUGUUACAAACAUACAAACAUAACUCUCCGCUUUGCUACUAUCUGCAUGUGGGGUAAAGACAUCUUGGAAAAAAAGUUUCAAAUAUGACCGAGAAUGGUGGAAAUAGGGGCAUAAUGAUGACUAGCUUGGGGAACGGCGGCCAUCGGAAUAGUUAUGGCGCCUUGAAGGAAGAGACGAUGGCAGAAAGCGAGGAGAAUCCCAUCAAUGCCCAAAGACAGGUUCUACUGAAAGGAGCCAAGGCGAGACUGAUCUUCGCCCUCUCUCUUUGUACCCUCAUCGUGAUAGCUGAAAUUAUAGGUAGUAUUUUAUCUGGAAGUUUAGCCAUCAUGUCUGACGCAGGUCAUCUUCUUACCGAUAUUGUCACCUACAUCAUCAGUCUUACCUCAAUCUGGCUUGCAAAGAAACCGCCUUCCAAGAAUUUCACUUACGGGUUGCUACGUGCUGAGGUCGUCGGGGCUCUGUUUUCGAUUAUCCUGUCCGUCUGUCUCGCGGUCGUUCUCACCUAUUUUGCCGCUUUGAGGAUCGCCCACCGGGACUUCGAGAUCGAUGGCAAGGUUAUGCUUAUCAUCAGCGUCAUCAACUUCCUCGGAAAUAUUAUACAGAUUUUCCAGCUCCAGUUCGGGUUCUGCUGCUGUGCAAGUCUAUGUGGCGAGGAAGAGGAAGGUCUUCUUCCCAGCGGGCACGGGCACAGCCAUGGGGGCGGGCACGGUCACAGCCAUGGCUCCCUUUUCGGCGGUGGGAGCAAGGAUAAUGAAGUCAACGAUCACAUGAAUGUACGAGCCGCAUGUCUGCACAUUAUUGGCGAUUCUCUUUUUGGGUUCGGGCUCAUGGUGGGCGCCUUAAUCAUCUACUUUAAGCCGGAGUAUAAAAUCUUAGACCCGAUCCUGACUAUCAUCUUUGGUAUCCUGGUACUUCUCACUCUCCUCGGUUUGUUCCGAGAAUGUAUUCAUAUACUCAUGGCAGGUACACCGAGGGGCUUAGAAUAUGAUGAAAUUAAACAAAGGCUUGUUGAAAUAGACGGAGUGGAGGGCGUACACUCGCUUAGAAUGUGGUCUCUAACAUCAGAUGUGCACCUCAUAUGUGCCCAUCUUGUUUCAGCUCGGUUUUACGACGGUCGGCCAAUUGAUGCGCCCAAGAUACUGCUAGACGCUCGUCAUAUCCUAGAGACUCACUUCGGCGUCGUACAUUCCACCAUUCAGAUAGAGACUGUGGAAGAUGGAGUAGAAUUCUUGUGUGCAAGAACUACCGGACCAAAAUAAAGAAAUACUCCACGUCGGUCGGUUGUAGGACAAAAUAAUGCAAGCUCCAGCAACGAUUGCUCUACGUCAAUUUUGUUCACUUACCGAAUUCUGAAUGUCAACACUGGACCAAACACUAUUUGUAGCUUUCUUAAAACCCGUGCAACCCUUACCUAACUCUAACUUGUUAAAUUUUUAAAUUUGUGAUAUAUCAUAUUCUCUCAUUAAUUUGUUUUGUAUUGUAAACUGGACCCCUCGGUAGAACAGCUGUGCUGUACUAGCGCAGCUGAGCAGGGCGAUCCAUCCAAUUUUAUUUUCUCAUGUUAUCAUGUAUAUUGUUAUUUAUGUUUUUAUAUUGGUAAAUAAAAGAAAAUCAAAUCAAAUCUAAUUACACCUUGAUUCAUUGACGAAGUAAAGCCUGGAGCAAUUGUUUCCGGAGCAUAUCCACGAUCAUUGAAACUUAAAAUAUACUGCUUAUAAUAUACAAAAUCCAAAGACAACCGCUUUAACGAUUCAACUUUUGACUCACAUUACUUUGUGACCGCAUACGUCAUUAGAAUUGGACAUGGAAUUGGACAUAACAUAUAUAGGCCUAUAUGGAAGUCCCUGCCUUUGGAGAAAAUGAUUAUUCACUCAGAGUUUGAAUUCGAAGCGGCAAAAUGCAAUUUAAUCAUGGAUAUAUUUCUCUCAAAAUGUAUAUUAUUUUUAUGUACUCUCUCAUAACAAUGCAUGUUUUAGGUCUACACCUGCUCAGUAAUGGUACAUGGAACCAUAUUUAUUUGUAUUCCCCCCCCCCCCCCCCCUCUCUCUCUCUC